CACCGAGUAUAAAAAGCGUGACGAUAAUUUUAUAAUCACAGUUACACAUCGUCUGCUAACUUUGACACACAUCAUGAAAUCCUUUGUUGCAAUCCUAGCCCUCGUGGCCGUCGCCGCUGCUGAUGUUUCCCACCUCACCAGGGAAGCUGCUGCGGAAAUUGUCCAACAGAACGCUGAUGUCUUCCCCGACCAAUACCAAUACUCUUUCCAAACCAGCAAUGGAAUUAAUGCCCAAGAGAGCGGUAUUGUGAAGAACCCUGGUCGCGAAGACGAGGCUCUUGAAGUCCAGGGCUCAAACUCCUACACUGGUAGUGAUGGACAAGUUUACUCUCUGAAAUACGUCGCCAACGAGAACGGAUACCAACCCGAGGGAAGCCAUUUACCCGUCGCCCACCCAAUCCCAGACUACAUCCUUAGGUCGAUUGAAUACAAUGCAGCACACGCAAAGCUUGAAGCCACCAGGAACUAAUUUUAAUACUUAGAAUAUUACAAAUUCACUGCCAUAUAUUUGUUAACUCUAGUCGCGUAUCUUGUGAUGGAGCAAUAAAGUUCUUAUCCUUAAA
Molecule: messenger RNA, 563 nt
Organism: Vanessa atalanta (red admiral)
Lineage: Eukaryota; Metazoa; Arthropoda; Insecta; Lepidoptera; Nymphalidae
Gene: CPR3
Product: larval cuticle protein LCP-17-like
Exons: 4
Coding region: 74-469 (131 amino acids)
Cellular component (GO): chitin-based extracellular matrix
Molecular function (GO): structural constituent of chitin-based larval cuticle
Source: RefSeq, a predicted model, not a curated record